Molecule: messenger RNA, 1539 nt
Organism: Mesorhabditis spiculigera
Lineage: Eukaryota; Metazoa; Nematoda; Chromadorea; Rhabditida; Rhabditidae
Source: the annotation of a GenBank genome assembly
AUGGAGCCAGGAGGGCCUCGACGCUCCGUCGAACAGUUUGAAAUCAUCGAGCACCAGGUGACCGAGGAAAGAAGACCUGCAGAUUACGGCCAACAAAUUGAAUAUUCCCCACAGAGGCAUCAAUUUUCCUCCUCUUCCGCGGUUAAUAAUUACGGAUACGAUAUUCAUGAAGUUCAUACUUCCGAAGGUGGUGCUCGGAUCGUGGAAACCCACGGAGGUGGUCCACUGGCUAACGAAACCCCAACAAGCAGACCCGGAAUUUCUUCGGCAUUAAGGUCUGGGUCAUCAUUGCGAUCGAGUGGUGGCGUUUUUACCGUUCCGUCACCUCCGCUAGCAAAAGCCGAAUCAUGGCGGCAUGACUCGAGCACGGAUCAUGACGAUACAGAGACUGUACUUGAUGCAGGGCCACAUAGAUCCUUUGUCCGAAAAGACAGCUACAAACGUAUGCAACAGACGCAAGACCACCAAGCCGCCAAUACCGUAAUUGCCCCCAUUGAAAGCAGUCGGGUAUAUCAGCCUCGCUCCCAAUCAACCCUUGUCUCAAAUUCCCCAAGAGGCAAAAGACAAACUAGAGGAGAGAGCUGCUGGUCCCGAACAAAAAGCUUCAUCGAUAAUCUACGAUGGGCAUUCAAGCAAGCGGACAAAGACAACCGAUUCUGGGCAAACAUUUUCUGCAUCUUGCUUAUGCUGCUGCUAGUAUUGUUGCUUUUUGGAAUCAUGAUUGCCGCACUUUUCAGAAGAUAUUCGGUUCGAGAAUUCCUACUCUAUCCUCCGGUUUGCGAAGAAUGUCGUCGAAAAAAUCCAGGCUUGGUCUCGGCCCAAAUGCCUUCUUCCGUAUUUGUGCAUCAUUAUUCCUCCGAACAGGCUCAUUUUGAGUUACGAGGGAAUCUUCCAUUCCGAAGCAAUUCAUUUACGGCGGUGGAUUUCCAUACGGGCUACGUUGCCAUUGCCGAUCAUGCUUUGACAGAUUCUAAUGGACGGCAUACCACUUGCUUUUUGAUGCCACUGGAUAGCAAUGCCAUUCCGAGCAUGGAUUCACUAAUGGAAGCGCUGGACCAAUCCGAUUAUGAGAUCCAAUCGAAUUUUGGUUGGCAAGAGUACUGGCAAUUCGAGCCUGAAGAAAUCGACUAUUCGUCUGUCCGAAUGAAAUUUAGUGAACAGGUCAAGGAUUGUGAAAAUGCCAAGUGGUACCUUCUGAAGCAGACUGUCCAUCCCAGAGAUGGUUCAUGCUCGGAUUGCUAUGAUUUCUGUCUUCCUGAUUAUGCUGUUGUGCGGAAGAUUAAGUAUGAGGAUGAAUCAGCUCUCGGUAUCCGGAGAUUGAACUGUUUCCGGUUGUAUGUACCGGAAUGGGGUAGCCAUUCACCACAGAGCGAUCAAUGGGGUGGCCACUGGCAAUAUCCACUUCAUUCCGUCAACACCAGAAGAGACUCCGAUUUUGAAUGGCAAAACUGGUCUCCAGUCGGGAAUCAUCGAAUGACACAAGUUCGUGCUCGUCAAGAUGGACAACCCUUCGGACAACAACAACAAAACAACAAUUUC